This is a messenger RNA of Frieseomelitta varia, 1609 nucleotides long. RefSeq lists its product as uncharacterized. Lineage: Eukaryota; Metazoa; Arthropoda; Insecta; Hymenoptera; Apidae. Gene Ontology annotation, molecular function: Hsp90 protein binding. The transcript is spliced from 5 exons. The record is from RefSeq and is a predicted model, not a curated record. The coding region runs from base 238 to 969 and encodes 243 amino acids.
CUGACGACGGGUGGAGGACUAUGCGCAGUGCAGUAUCACAUGUCAAUGUUCGCUGCGCAUGUACUUACCGGUGAAAAAGACAUGGCAAGUGUUUCGACUAUUUCUUGUUGUUGACCAUUUUUUUUUAUAGAUAACAGGUUACUUAAAAAUUAUCUGAAAGACAAUGAUGACGCAUACAUUAGAUAAUAAUUUGUAAAAUUUGUUUUAUGUAACCGAUCGUCAUAAUAAUUGUAAAUUAUGUCGAACACACGGGAAGCAGAGGUACAAAACCUCAAAGAACGUGGAAACGCAUGUGUAAAAGAACAAAAGUAUGAAGAGGCUAUGUUCCAUUACACUCAUGCCAUUAAACUAGAUCCACAGAAUUAUUCCUUGUACAGUAAUCGAUCAUUUGCAUUUUUAAAACUACAACAAUAUCAUUUUGCAAUGGAAGAUGCAUUAAUGACAAUUCAGUUAAAACCUGAUUGGACCAAGGGUUAUUUUAGAAAAGCUGAAGUGGAAUCACAAACUUUUCGCCUCGGUGAAGCACUUCAAUCUUACAAUAAAGCUUUAUCUCUUCAACCAAAUGAACCAACAAUUUUAGAGGCAAUGAACAGAGUGUCACAAUUACUAAUUAAAGACAAACGAGCUGAUCAACAAAUACCUUGGCUCGGUGCUGGUGUUGGUAUCAUACUUGGAGUAAUAGUUGUAAUUGCUGACUAUGUUUUUACAAAUAAACCUACAUUAACGCAUCCUCUUUUGAUGGCCUUAUUAACAAUGUCUAUAGCAAUGCUGGGUUUUGGCAUUGCAAAGGGAUUCCGGUAUUUUGUAAAAUGUCAAAGAAAAUCACUUUUGGAACCUCCAGUGGAUCUCUUUGGUGAUAAUAAAGAAGAAUUUGAUGAUGUUGAAGCUGAAAUGAAUAACGAGAAAGAGAAACAUCCAAAAUACAGUAAAGCUCAAGCACGACAAAGAUUCAAGAAAGGAAAAUCGUAGUGUGCUUUGAUACUAAUAAUAUUAAUGAUAGACACGUGUUUUUAUGUAAAUUUUAAAUUCAUACACUUUUUAGCAUCUCAGGAAAGCACUAAAUAUUUAUGAUCAAUGUUAUUACAUUGAAGAUUAUAUUGAUACUGUUUACAUUUUAUACUUUAGUUGUUGUUAAAUGAUGUUAAAAUAUUGACAAUGAUGACCAUGUGCCAGAAUAUUUCUGUGUUUUAUGUUUAGAAAUUUUUAUAUUGAACAAUUCCUACUUAACAAUUGAAUCCAUUAUAAAGUUAUAAAAUUUAAUUUGUAAUUUGAGAUAUAUCACAAGAAAUAAGGCUGCAAUAAUAUAAUUACUGAUAAGUUAUGUAGUACAAAUGUUUCUAAAUUCCAAAUUAUAAGAAAAACUUCAAUUGUUAUAUAAAUUAUACUAAUAUUUAAAAAUAUGAAAUGUUUCAAUUUUGAUAAAAACUGGCAAACAGUAAUUUAUGCCAUUUAUACUUUAUCACGGUUGUAUUGUACGAUCAAAUAAUUUAACCAUACUAUCUAUACACCUGAUGUAUACAACGAAUAUUCUAUUCAAUCAAAAGAAUGAUUGUUUACAUUAAAUUUUUUGCACUACUUGUCACAAUAAAAAAAAAAAAAUUAAACAUAA